Molecule: messenger RNA, 1440 nt
Organism: Aureobasidium melanogenum CBS 110374
Lineage: Eukaryota; Fungi; Ascomycota; Dothideomycetes; Dothideales; Saccotheciaceae
Product: camp-dependent protein kinase regulatory subunit
Exons: 2
Coding region: 1-1440 (479 amino acids)
Biological process (GO): regulation of protein phosphorylation
Cellular component (GO): cAMP-dependent protein kinase complex; nucleus
Molecular function (GO): cAMP-dependent protein kinase regulator activity
Source: RefSeq, a predicted model, not a curated record
AUGGCUCUUCCCGCCGACUACAAGCACGAGAUCGAAACUCUCGAACGUGAAGUCCUGCAGAACAAGCCUACCGACGUCCUGCAGUUCUGCGCAAACCACUUCCUUCGUCGACUAGAGUCUCAGCGACACGAGUUCCUGCUGGGCGCACAGCAUUCCACCAAAACAAUGGCCGAGAACAACUUCCCCGGCAGCAACCCUUUCCACCACGUCCAGCAGCCUGGAAUGCAGCGUCUGGAAGAAGAAGAUGAGAUGGACACCUUCGCCUCGCCCACUGCAGCUUCUUUCCCCAACAACGCCAUGAACCGCGACGCAUCUCCUUUUGCCGCGAAUGCGAACCCCUUCGCUCAGCACAACGAUAGCUCCAUGGGCGGCUUCAACUUUGGUUUCGGCGGCGCUCAGAACACUGUUGCUUCGCGUGAUCAGAAUUCCAGCCCUGGUGGAAACAACCAACAACUGGACGUGCCACAAAACUUCCCCAACAACUACAACAUGGGUCGUCGUGUGUCCGUCUCUGCUGAAGUUUUGGCACCCUCGGGCACAGAUGACUCUGACUGGAAGCCUCCAACCUACCCCAAGACCCAAGAACAGCUGAGCCGUCUGCGCGCUGCUGUCUCGCGUAACUUCCUCUUCUCCCACCUGGAUGACGAUCAGACCGAGCAAGUCUUGGGCGCUCUGCAAGAACGCAAGAUCCCUUCGAAGGACAUCAAGGUCAUCGCUCAAGGAGACGUCGGUGACUACUUCUACGUUGUCGAGACUGGCAGCUUCGACAUUUACGUCUCACCAACUGGCAAGAUUGAGCCCGGUGCCAAUGGCAUGGGCAACAAGGUCGCAUCCUGCGGCCCUGGUACCUCAUUUGGUGAACUUGCCUUGAUGUACAACGCUCCCCGUGCUGCAACUGUCAACAGCACCGAGCCUAGCGUCAUUUGGCAACUCGACCGCAUCACCUUCCGUCGCAUUUUGAUGGACAGUGCAUUCCAGCGCCGCCGCAUGUACGAGUCUUUCCUUGACAGCGUACCUCUCCUCAACACCCUUACCCCCUACGAGCGCAGCAAGAUUGCCGAUGCUCUUGAAACGCAAAAGAUGCCUGCAGGAAGCACAAUCAUUCGUGAGGGCGAUGUUGGUGACCACUUCUAUAUGCUCGAGUCAGGUACCGCUGCCGUUUACAAGUCUGGAGUCGAGCAAUCGCUCAAGACGUACAAUAAGGGUGACUACUUUGGCGAGCUGGCCUUGCUGGAUGACAAGCCUCGUGCCGCAUCUGUGGUCGCAGAAACAGAGAUCAAGGUGGCCAUGUUGGGUAAGAAUGGUUUCCAGCGUCUGCUAGGCCCUGUCGAGAGCAUCAUGCGUCGUGAUGACCCUAGCAAGCGCGCUGGCUCGGCUCAGCCUCAGUCAUCUUCUUCUGCAGGACUCUUCGACAGCGUCAACCCCUUCUCAUCGUCCUGA